UAAACUGUGAGGAAGAGGAGCGCAGCCCGUGCAGGCGGGACAGCGGGGCGCGCAGGACAUCAGCACACCGGCCGGGUCAAGGAGCUGCAAGGAUGGAGAUCCGACCGGACAGGUUCAAGGCGGUGGCGGGUAAAACCUUGGGGAAAAUUCACAGGCUCAUUGAGAAGCGACAGGCAAAUGGAGAAACCAUUGAACUAUCAGCUGAAGGCCGCCCAGAGCUGGUAGAGGAGAAGGAGCUGCCUGUGGUGGACUGUACGUGCUUCGGCCUCCCCAGGCGGUACAUCAUCGCCAUCCUAUCUGGUCUAGGCUUCUGCAUCUCUUUUGGUAUUCGAUGUAACCUGGGUGUGGCUAUCGUCAGCAUGGUCAAUGACCAUACAGUCUACAAAGGCAACAAGGAGGUGCUUGUGGCUGCACAGUUCACCUGGGACCCAGAGACAGUGGGGAUGAUCCAUGGCUCCUUCUUCUGGGGCUACAUAGUCACACAGAUACCGGGUGGAUUUAUAUGUCAAAAGUUUGCAGCUAAUAGAGUGUUUGGCUUUGCUAUAGUGGCCACGUCUGUCCUCAACAUGCUGAUCCCAUCUGCAGCUCGCUGCCAUUACAGCUGCGUCAUACUUGUGAGGAUAUGUCAAGGCCUUGUCGAGGGUGUAUCCUACCCGGCCUGUCAUGGGAUCUGGGCCAAGUGGGCACCUCCCCUUGAGAGAAGUCGAUUAGCCACAACAGCCUUUUGUGGUUCCUAUGCAGGGGCAGUGGUAGCCAUGCCCUUAGCUGGGAUACUGGUGCAAUACAUCGGGUGGCCUUCUGUAUUUUAUGUCUAUGGCAGUUUCGGGAUAUUCUGGUAUUUGUUCUGGAUUCUAGUGUCAUAUGAGAGCCCUGCAGUCCAUCCCACCAUCACUCCAGAGGAGAGAAAAUAUAUUGAAGAAGCAAUUGGAGAAUCUGCAGCUUUUCUCAAUCCACUCCAUAAAUUUAAAACCCCAUGGAGAAGUUUCUUCACCUCCAUGCCAGUCUACGCCAUCAUUGUGGCAAAUUUCUGCAGGAGCUGGACUUUCUACCUGCUGCUCAUCAGCCAGCCAGCUUAUUUUGAAGAAGUUUUUGGCUUUGAGAUAAGCAAGGUAGGCAUGGUGUCAGCUUUGCCCCAUCUGGUGAUGACAAUCGUCGUGCCUAUUGGAGGCCAACUGGCUGACUACCUGAGAACCCGCAACCUGAUGUCCACCACUAAUGUCAGGAAGAUGAUGAACUGCGGAGGUUUCGGGAUGGAGGCCACCCUCCUUCUAGUUGUCGGAUAUUCUCACACAAAGGUUAUUGCCAUUACCUUCCUGGUCCUCGCUGUGGGCUUCAGCGGCUUUGCAAUCUCAGGAUUUAAUGUCAAUCAUUUGGAUAUCGCUCCUCGCUAUGCCAGCAUAUUGAUGGGAAUCUCCAACGGAGUUGGAACGUUAUCAGGAAUGGUGUGUCCUCUCAUUGUGGGGGCCAUGACCAAACACAAGACACGUGAGGAGUGGCAGGGCGUUUUCCUCAUAGCAUCUCUUGUUCACUAUGGAGGAGUGAUUUUCUAUGGGAUCUUUGCAUCGGGUGAGAAGCAGUGGUGGGCUGACAUAGAAGACACAAGCGAGGAGAAAUGCGGUAUAAUCAAUGAGGAUGAACUGGCCAAUGAGACGGAGGAGCUUUAUCAUGGAGGCGGCCAGUACGGGGCCAUGGGGCAGCCUGUGGUCGGGUCAAAUGGAGGAGGCGGCGGCGGAGGAGGCGGGGGAGCAGGAUGGGUUACAGACUGGGAUAAGUCUGAGGAGUAUGUUCAACCACCGGGACGCAACUCCUACAUGUUUACUGGAGGGAAAGAAAUGGAGCUGACAUAGAAGACUGAAGUCAUUCAGUUUUUUUUUUCUUUUUUAAAUAAUCCAAUAAAUUAGAAGAUUGUUUAUGGAAAGGGAUUGUAAGAAAGUUGCUGAGGUACUUAAAGGACAUUUACAGCUGCACAUGUCAAGAGCCUGGAUGUGCUAUGUUGUAAGUAUUUGUGUUUGUGUGCGUGUGUGUGUUUUGAGUAUGAAUGCAGCGGUGAAUCUGCAGAAACGUACAGUUUUCAUUUGCACUCCUCCAUCAAACUCUCUCCCUGCUCCUGACUUUAUGGUAAAAGGUCUGGAGUUCUGUUUCCACAACAUCACAGAGGAGUUUGUGUGAGAGACAGUGGGGGUAUGUUCUCAUUAAAUUCUUAUUUGUGAGAAGUGUAUUUUAUAUUUACAAUUUUCACUUUAUGUCAUAAAACAGUGUUUUAUUUAUUAAUUACACAAUGAAAUAUUACAGUUUCAGAUCAAAUAACAACUAUAUCAGUCACAGAGGGUGGGUUGGGGUUGGCUUGAAUCAGCCUAUGCAUAUACAGUAAAUAUUAUCUUAAUUUAGUGGAAACCUACUGAUAUGUAUGUGUGUGCAACCACUAUGCCUGUGUUGUGCAUGUAGAAGGUACUGGACAUACCUCAAGGUUUUUUUACAGUAUGCAUAUUUAAAAUAAUUGCAGUCAUUGAAAUUCAGAACAGAUGUUCGAAACAUGUUGGUCCACCAAUGAAAUAAUGGGUAAAAAAUCAAAAUGGUACAGGGGGAAAAAAGUAUGAAAUCCAUUUAAAUAAAUGUUUAAGCACUUGAAGCACAAGAGGCACUUUGCAUGUCUCUUUUACAGUGAAAUUAUUCCCAUGCUAUGAUCAUAAUUUCUUCAAAUCUGGAAAAUGUAGGAUGUUUUUUUCUGUACACUCUGAUCUUCACUUCUUUUGGUAAUUUUAAGUAUAAAGUCGGGCCUUUUUUGUAUUUUUACUGUUUUAUGUGUUUGUUUUGUCUGAAACCAGUUAUGACUUGCCUUGGUUCUGUGUUAAGGAAUAUUCUCCUUCCUGAAAAUCCACUCAUCUCAUUCUCAGAUUCUUAUCAAGAAUGUCUGCACAUUUCUUCAUUCAUGUGAAGCAUGCACCUAUCCACAUUAACAGGGUAAACUGUUUCAUAGUCAUAGGAAACAAAGACUAGUGUUUUUGGAGGACUCAAUGUGAGGCUUUCCAGAAGACUGUAUCAGCUCUUCAGCAUGGUGGUGGCAACAUCAUGCAGAGGAUGGAUUUUAGCCCCAGUAUGGUCUAUUACCCCAAUGAAGGUGGAAUAAUGAAAAACUACCAACAAGUCCCUAAUCUUCACUUCAUCCAGUUGGUUAAAACUUAAUGAAAAAUGGAUUUCUGAACAGGACAGCUAUUGAGAACAAAGCAUGGAGAUAAAGCAGGCAGAUACAAGUUUGGGUAAUGGCGAAUAUUUUGACCCUACUGAAAAAUGUGUGGGCAUUUUGUAAAAUCGCAUCCAUGCCUGGAACCAAACUAAUUUAAAAAACAAAAUUGUUAAUGGACAAUUUAAUUAAAUUGUUUGUUAUACAAUCAUUAUACUCUAGAGCAGGGGUGUCAAAGUGGU
This is a messenger RNA of Cyprinodon tularosa, 3423 nucleotides long. It is a transcript of the gene slc17a7a, whose product is annotated as solute carrier family 17 member 7a. Bases 93 to 1847 code for a protein of 584 amino acids. The transcript has 13 exons. Gene Ontology annotation, cellular component: excitatory synapse; synaptic vesicle membrane. Gene Ontology annotation, biological process: transmembrane transport; neurotransmitter loading into synaptic vesicle; synaptic transmission, glutamatergic. The record is from RefSeq and is a predicted model, not a curated record. NCBI's taxonomy places the organism in Eukaryota, Metazoa, Chordata, Actinopteri, Cyprinodontiformes, Cyprinodontidae. Gene Ontology annotation, molecular function: neurotransmitter transmembrane transporter activity; L-glutamate transmembrane transporter activity.